Molecule: messenger RNA, 587 nt
Organism: Blepharisma stoltei
Lineage: Eukaryota; Ciliophora; Heterotrichea; Heterotrichida; Blepharismidae
Source: the annotation of a GenBank genome assembly
AUGAAAAGUAUGAUCAAUAACUCCUUACAUGCUCUGCAAUUGACCCGUGAAAAAAUAUUAAAAGAAAGAGAAAGUACUUCAGAAACACAAGCUACGCAAGGCCCUCUAAGAUCUAUUCCUACACAAGGGACUGAAUUAAGUGAAAGUGAAGACGAGGGAGAUAACUCAAGCAGACUAAAAGAUAUCCCUAUCAUAAUUACGUAAAAUUAACCAUAAGCAGAUAAUUAUUUAUUUUUUAUAUAUAAUAGGGUUUAAAAUUAUGGCUUAUAUCACUAUUUGUUAUAAAUAAAUAUAAAUCGAUUUCUGCAGGUGUUCAAUACCAAAGAGGUGGCCUUGGAGUAAGAACACAGGUAGAUUUAAAUCAACUAAGGCAAGAAAUUAAAUUAAGGGAAUCUGAGCAGUUUGAAAGGGAAAGGGAAAUUAAAAAUAUCUUGGGGAGUGACACAAGCCAAGAUGAGCAGGGAAGUGGAGGAGAAGAACAAGAAAAUCGGAUGAAUGAAGAAAUUAGAAAUAAAGUUGAAAAUAUCAUUAUCCUAGAUCAGAGUGAUAUAAAAUGCUGCUGCAGUCGGACGUGCAAUUUGUUGUAG